Eutrema salsugineum is the source of this 1448-nucleotide messenger RNA. RefSeq names its product probable pectate lyase 18. The transcript has 3 exons. The record is from RefSeq and is a predicted model, not a curated record. Gene Ontology annotation, molecular function: pectate lyase activity. NCBI's taxonomy places the organism in Eukaryota, Viridiplantae, Streptophyta, Magnoliopsida, Brassicales, Brassicaceae. The coding region runs from base 2 to 1231 and encodes 409 amino acids.
AAUGGAGACACAUAAGUUCUUGGUCUUCAUAAUCUAUUCUCUUCUCUCUGCUUCACUUCUCUUAUCUUCACCACUUCCAGACCCUGAAGCUGUUGUCCAAGAAUUUCACAAGAGCAUAAAUGCGUCACUUCACAAAGCAAAGACAAGGAGGAGCUUAGCGUACCUCUCAUGUGGGACCGGAAAUCCCAUGGACGACUGUUGGCGAUGCGACCCGAACUGGCACGAAAACCGAAAGCGUCUAGCGGAUUGCGCAGUCGGGUUCGGUAAGAAGGCCAUAGGUGGCCGAGACGGCAAGAUCUAUGUGGUAGCCGAUUCAGGCGAUGACGAUCCGGUUAAUCCUAAACCGGGAACCUUAAGACACGCGGUGGUUCAAGACGAACCGCUCUGGAUCAUAUUCGAGAGGGACAUGACGAUCCAGCUUAAAGAGGAGCUAAUCAUGAACUCGUUCAAGACGAUCGACGGUCGUGGAGCGUCCGUACACAUCGCAGAUGGGCCAUGUAUCACGAUCCAGUAUGUGACGAACAUUAUAAUCCAUGGUAUACAUAUCCAUGAUUGUAAACAAGGUGGUAACGCCAUGGUUCGAAGCAACCCGAGACAUUUUGGGUGGCGGACGCUGUCGGAUGGAGACGGUGUGUCUAUAUUCAGUGGUAGCCAUGUUUGGGUUGACCAUUGCUCAUUUUCUAACUGCGCGGACGGUCUCAUUGAUGUUGUUAUGGGUUCGACGGCAAUCACUUUGUCUAACAAUUUCAUGACCCAUCAUGAUAAGGUUAUGUUGCUUGGACAUAGCGAUUCAUAUGAACGUGACAAGAUCAUGCAGGUCACUAUUGCUUUUAAUCAUUUUGGAGAAGGUCUUGUCCAAAGAAUGCCAAGGUGUAGAUAUGGAUAUUUCCAUGUGGUGAAUAAUGACUACACACAUUGGGAGAUGUAUGCAAUUGGAGGAAGUGCUAAUCCUACAAUCAAUAGUCAAGGGAAUAGAUUUGUGGCCCCUGACAUUAGAUUUAGCAAAGAGGUCACCAAGCACGAGGACGCACCCACGAAUGAGUGGAUGAACUGGAACUGGAGAUCUGAAGGAGACUUGUUGCUAAAUGGUGCGUUUUUCACGCCCUCGGGUGCUGCAUCAUCCUCUAGAUUUUCCAAGGCGUCAAGCCUAGCAGCUAGGCCGUCUUCCAUUGUCGGAUCUUUAACAGUCGCAGCGGGUGCUUUGAACUGCCGUAAGGGUGUCCGUUGCUGAUCCUGGCCAAGAAUGAAGAAAGUCACAAUAAAUGGCAAGUGGUUUACAUCUACCACCAUCCACCAAUUGAGGGGACAUGAAUAUAUACUUGAUUUACAUCUAUAUUGCUGUUCUUUUGUUAUUAGAUUCUAGAGAGCUUCACAUUCAUCACAACUGUUGCUCUAAUUAGAAUCCAUUAAAGGAUUUCUGUUUUUAAGGAAUCAUUAGUGGGAUCACU